AUGGAUUUGAGCACCUAAGAUUAAGUUGCCCCUUGGUUAUAAAGGACCUCUUGGAGAAGCUAGCUAAGGUGACAGGUCAGUAGAUUUUGCAGCCGGAUCGACGGGGCAAGGCAAAGCUUGUAGAAAAAGUUUGAUUCGCCCAAAUUCCGUGAACCUGCGUGGCUGCGUGCAUGGCUUCUUCCCCGGAGGCAGCGCCCGCGCCCUGCUCUUCGUCGACGUGGGUGAUGGAGAAGGUGACGGGAACCCACCUGUUCAAGAUCGCCGACUACUCGCUAGCCAAGGGCAUCGGCGCCGGCAAUCCCAUCUCUUCCGCCACCUUCGACGCCGGCGGCUUCGACUGGGCCAUCGCAUUCUACCCGGACGGUCAAGACAAGGCCAGCGCCAACCACAUCUCGCUCUUUCUCUGCCUCAGAAGCGACGCCGGCAACGGCGUAAAGGCCGCGUUCAGCCUUACCCUUCUUGAUCAGCGCAGGCCCCCCUCCUCGACAACGCGGACGCCGCGCAAUCCUCCUUGCGUGUUCAAGAACGGCAGCGCUUGUUUCGGCUACAAUCAGUUCAUGAGAAGAGACGUUCUUGAGGCUUCCGGCUAUCUGAAAGAUGAUUGCUUGACGAUUCAGUGCACUGUGUCCGUCCUGAAGAGGCCUCGAUUAGAAACGCCACCCAAUGCUCGCCCCGUCAGUCUGCCGCCCUCCGACUUGCACCGCCAUCUCCGCGAGCUCCUAGAGAGCGGAGACGAGACCGACGUGACCUUCGAGGUGUGCGGGGAAACCUUCCCCGCGCACCGGCUGCUGCUCGCCGCUCGGUCGCCGGUGUUCAGGGCAGAGCUCUUCGGCCCCAUGAAGGAGAGGAGCGCGAAGCGCAUAAAGAUCGACGAUAUGGAGACUCUCGCCUUCAGGGCUCUGCUGCACUUCAUCUAUUCGGAUUCGCUGCCUCUGGAGUUGGAGGAGCUGGCGAAGGAGCCGUCGGCCUCGAUGUUUCAGCAUCUCCUUGCUGCCGCAGAUCGGUACGGGCUGGAGAGGCUGAGGUUGAUCAGCGAAGAUAGGUUGUGUCGGAACAUUACCGUGAGCACGGCGGCCACUACGCUGGUGUUGGCGGAGCAGCACCAUUGCAGUCGGCUCAAAGAAGCUUGCCUCGAAUUCUUGGCCUCGCCCAAGUCGCUGAUAGAUGUUAUGAAAACAGACGGAUUCGAGCACCUGAAAAUUAGUUGCCCCUCGGUUGUAAAGGAGCUCGUGGACAAUGUUAAUUAGCUAACACGAUCGACAGAUAACAUUGAGAUACAAAAUUACUUCAAUCAUGUAGUAUUUCUCAUGUAAUUGGGGAAAAUCUUAUUUCAGAUCUGUCAAUUUAGUUAGCCUCAUGUUGCAGGGGUUGGAUUCUAGAUGAUUUUCUAUAGUAGCAUUAGGUUAUUCGUACUUUGUGCAAUGUUAAAAUACAGCUGAACCAACAUGCCUUUUUGUCAUAGCUGUGAUACUUUAUUUUCUUCUUCUUCUUC
Molecule: messenger RNA, 1492 nt
Organism: Ananas comosus (pineapple)
Lineage: Eukaryota; Viridiplantae; Streptophyta; Magnoliopsida; Poales; Bromeliaceae
Product: BTB/POZ and MATH domain-containing protein 2-like
Exons: 3
Coding region: 171-1247 (358 amino acids)
Biological process (GO): protein ubiquitination
Molecular function (GO): protein binding
Source: RefSeq, a predicted model, not a curated record